Molecule: messenger RNA, 775 nt
Organism: Rubroshorea leprosula
Lineage: Eukaryota; Viridiplantae; Streptophyta; Magnoliopsida; Malvales; Dipterocarpaceae
Source: the annotation of a GenBank genome assembly
AUGGUGUGUUGUUCUACUGGCUUGAAAGCUGUUAAUAUAAACUAUAAAGUCAUACUAUGGCAUUUCAAGGAAUCUUCUGAUAAAGUUCAAGGAAGAUACAAUUGAUGAAACUCCAACUCUGGCUCAGUUGCUUAGUUCAGAAUCUGCUAUAAGUUCAAUGCUUGAUAUGUCAAUUCGAAUAUUGCCGGGAGAUCAUGGCCUUCCUCUACGACAGGCUCUCCCAGACAUUCCACCAGCAAUGGCAGAUGCAGUAAAUCGUGGAAAUGAGCUUUUGACAAAUCUGACUGCAGGAACACCAUGGGAGUCUGUUGCCAAAGAAGUCAGCAACACGAUGGGCAUAGACUCGAGGGUUCUUGGUGCAGACACAUCCAAGGAUAUAGACCUCCUUGUUGAUAUUGUCACAUCUUGGAUGGCUUCAAAUUCAGGUCCAAAACUCUUGAGGCCAUGACAAGAAGAAAGGAUAGAACACAGCUGAAAUAACACAGGAAAAUAUCAGAGCAUAAUAAAAAUCACCAUCGAAGCAAGCUCAUGUUAAAAUGCUUGUUUAGACUGUAGAUUCAUGUAGUGGGAGGAAUGUUCAAUUCUAGGAUAAAACAAACAUCAAAGGUACAUUGCUUGCAGUUGGUUUAUAUGCAUCUCUUACUAGGUUGUAUAGAGACAAAGGUCUGUGAAACCUGAAAUGGAUGUCAAAAUUACUUUUUGUAGAUACGGAUGGAUGGCAUUUCCAUUUGAUAAGAGGGGAGAUUUUUUUUUUCCUCCCCCAAUUCAAAGUUAC